AUGGAAAGACUUGAGGAACUAGACAGUUUGCAGAUUGAGAAUUGUGAUUUAUUAGAAGAAAUAUUUGAGCCACAAGGACUCAUUGCUAAUCAAUCUCAUGCAGCAACUUCUACUCAUUCUCUUGCGGUAGAAACAGAGGCUAAGUUUGUGUUUCCCAAAACAUAUUUGCUUCAGAACGUGUGCCACAAAGUAGACAUAUUUGCUUCAGAACGUGCUUGCUUUGGAGAAACGCAGACAGAGAGUCAGGUUGAAAUAUCAAAUCAGGAACCCUUGUUUUGGGUCAGUGAGGUUACAUUCCCUAUCUUACAAAAAUUAAUAUUGGAGAAGACUGCUACUUCGAAAGGGAUAUGGCAUGGACAACUCUCAAGAGACUGUUUCAGGAAACUAAAAGUUCUUGAGCUCAUACGUGUCCCUGGGAAAUCAGAUGCUCUUCCAUUUUGCUUCAUUCGGUCUUUACCAGCUCUUAAAACGUUGGUUCUAAAUGAUGCUUCCUUCCGUCAAAUAUUCCAGUCUGAAGGACUCGAUGAGGAAGGACAUUCAUCAGUUCCCACUCGGUUAAGUAAAUUGCGGUUGUCUAAACUUCCAGAGCUGACACAUAUCUGGCAGGAAGAGUUCCGAGCAGCUUUCUGUAAACUGAGAAUUCUUGAAGUAGAGGAAUGUGGCAAAUUCAAGACUUUAGUCCCCUCAUUGGCGUCUUUCGAAAAUUUAACAACUCUGAAAGUUUCGAGAUGUCAUGGAAUCUUCAAUUUAGUAGCAUGCUCAGGAGCUAAGAGCCUGAUGCUGCUAAAAAGAUUGAGCAUAAGUGAUUGCAAGAUGAUAGAGGAAAUCAUAGCAUGUGACGGUGAAGAAAUAAAAGGUAGCAUUGUUUUCUCCAAACUGGAGUAUUUGCAAUUAAGUUGUCUACCAAGUCUAGUAAGCUUUUCCUUAGGGGAUCACAACUUUGAAUUCCCGGCCUUGAAAAAGAAGAUUGUGAGAGAGUGCCCAAAGAUGAAUUUCUGUCAAGGAGAUUCAAGCACAUCAAAGCUGAACGAGUGCAAUUGACAGAAGAUGAAGAUGAAGAUAAAGAAAGAGGGCGCUGGGAUGGCCACCUUGAAGCUACUACACAACAGCUUUUUAUAGAAAUGACAGGGAUACAAAUGUCAGCCGCCUUUGCUUCUCCCUAUCCAGCUUCCUAGCUUGCUAAAAUGACGUGGCUUCCUGACCCUACUGAUAUUUCUAAGUGCAGCUCUCGCAGAAUUAAUUCAUUAAUUCAAACCGGGAUGGUGAUCUAUAGAGGACUAUGAUUAAAAGCAUUAAAGAAUCUUAUUCAGAUGUGCAUUACAAAGCUUUAUCUGAGUAUUCAGUAGCCAAUCGAAUUUACUAAGAUGAAGUAGAUACAAAUAAGUUUAUAUUUCUGCCCUCUGAAGCUAUAAACAUAAAGCUUUUAACGACUUCUUGUUAGUCAAUGAAAAUGAUUGUAAAAUGCAAAUUUGUACCUUUCCAUGCAUAGCUAACAAUUCUUCCUCUAAUCCGUCCAUAUGUUGUACUUUCUUAUGAUCACAGAAUGUCCAAAAUUCUGAAGUGGGAGAGGUUAAUCUUCAGUUACCCAAUCUGGAAUAAGGCAAUAUGUUUUGGUGAUUGUGAGAUAAGCUCAUUUCCCUUCUAUUGAAAUCAGAUGGUAAUUAAGUACCUGUUCUACUUUCAUAAUUCUUCCCUUCAUCAUGGCGCAGUUCCUUUAUACAGUGAUGGUGGAGAUGCCUUCUCAUUGCAGGUUGAAUUUAUCUAGUUUGUAAAAAGAAAAAGGAAUUGCUCUGCUGAAGUAUGAGACUGCCACUUUCCAUUGAACCCGAAAGGUUAUUUCACUUCCUACGAAUGUGUUAUUUGAACUUCAGUUUGCAAGUAAUGAAUUUCAGGUGCAUCAUGCUUGGCACUGUAAACUACAAAUAUGUAUCAUGUUGAUCAGCCAAGACUCCCCUGUUUUAGUACACCCAACUAUUCUUCUUCUUCAAAGCUGAUGGAUUUUCCCAUUCCUUCGUACAUGUCAACCACAUCAUACGACUGAUUUGUAAAUCCUUUAACUGUUAUUUUCUCAUUUCUCUUCUAUGGUACAUAUUAAGAGUCUAAGGGAGGGGAGCAGAGGGGAUUCGAACCUUGAAUCUUUAUCCUCCAAAGAACAGGUAAAAACCAAGUCAGGGUUAUUGUUUCCUCAUGAUCGGAUAAUUUAUUGCAUUUUAGUGGUUUCUUAUCAUUGGAUAAUUGGCUUGCUUGGAUUUUUUAUGUCCUUAAUUCCUUACAAUAAAAUUAAAGAAAAAAAAUCACAAAGUAACUUAAAAUAGCAACCCAUAAAUUAUGACUAUUAGCUUCAGUAAAUUACAACAACGCUGAGUUUAUAACAGAAUUAAGAUCCAAAUGAAAAUUAAAAGAUGAAGCUUGAAAAUAAUGUGUGACCAAAACAACACGCUAUAGAAAGUAAUCCUGAUGGAGCUGGUGGUGGAUGUGGUUCGUCCUUAGAUUUCUUGCCAGGAAAAUGUGUUGCGCCUGAAGCAAUAAUCACAACAAUACAGAAGCAAUAGACAACAAUCAAUAAUCAAAUGCGCAGGAAAAAUAAAGCACACCAAGAUUUACGUGAAAAACCCUUCAGUGUAAAGGGAAAAAACCACGGACUACCAGAAAAAUCUUCACUAUCAAAUAAUAGCUAUACAAAGUUCUUCUCUAGCUAAAACUAGAGCUAAUCAACAACUA
This is a messenger RNA of Durio zibethinus, 2721 nucleotides long. The record is from RefSeq and is a predicted model, not a curated record. NCBI's taxonomy places the organism in Eukaryota, Viridiplantae, Streptophyta, Magnoliopsida, Malvales, Malvaceae.